This is a messenger RNA of Zalophus californianus (California sea lion), 2071 nucleotides long. RefSeq names its product CUB and zona pellucida like domains 1 (gene CUZD1). The coding region runs from base 1 to 1824 and encodes 607 amino acids. NCBI's taxonomy places the organism in Eukaryota, Metazoa, Chordata, Mammalia, Carnivora, Otariidae. Gene Ontology annotation, cellular component: cell surface. The record is from RefSeq and is a predicted model, not a curated record. The transcript is spliced from 9 exons.
AUGGAGGCCAUGAGAAGGCUUGUCCUCUUGGCCGUCUUCAUUGUGCCAUGUUUGGCGGAGUUGAACUGGACCAAGUCUGAAGGCAAAUCAAGCUGCCAGUCCAGCUUGGGAGGCUCCAGCCAAUCAGAUGCCCACAGGGCCCUAAUCCUGCAACUCAAUCCCAAUGAGGACUGUACCUGGACAGUAGAAAGACCAGAAAAUAAAAACAUCAGAAUCAUCUUUUCCCAUUUCCAGCUUGAUCCUGAUGGAAGCUGUGAAAGUGAAUACAUUAAAGUUUUUGAUGGAAACUCUACCAACGGGUCUCUGCUAGGGCAAAUCUGCAGUAAACAUGACUACAUUCCUGUUUUUGAAUCAUCCAGUUCAUUAACGGUUCAAAUCAUCACCGACUCUGUAAGACUUCAAAGAACUGUGUUCAUCUUCUACUACUCAUUCCCUUCUGGCACCUCUAUUCCAAACUGUGGUGGUUACUUGGACUCCUUAGAAGGAUCUUUUACCAGCCCCAAUUACCCAAACCCACACCCUGAGCUGGCUUACUGCGUAUGGCACAUACAAGUGGAGAAAGGUUACAAGAUAAAAUUAAACUUCAGAGACGUUUUCUUAGAAGGGGACGAACACUGCAGAUUUGAUUUCAUUGCUGUCUAUGAUGGUCCCUCCACCACCACUGGCCUGAUUGGACAAGUGUGUGGCUAUGUGAGGCCCACCUUCGAAUCCUCGUCAGACUCAUUGACCGUGGUGCUAUCGACAGAUUACGCCAACUCCUACCGGGGCUUUUCUGCUUCCUACACUUCAAUUUAUGCAGAAAAUAUCAACACUACAUCUUUAACUUGCUCCUCUGACAAGAUGAGAGCCAUCAUAAGUAAAUCCUACCUGGAAUCAUUUACAUACAGUGAGAAUAACAUACAACUGAAUGACCCAACUUGCAGACCAAAAAUAUCAAACGUGGUGGAAUUUUCUAUCCCUCUUGAUGGAUGUGGGACAAUCAAAAAGGUAGAAGAUCAUUCAGUUACUUACACCAAUAUAAUCACUCUUAUUCCAUCCCCCACGUCUCAAGUGAUCACCCGUCAGAAACAUCUCCAGAUUGUUCUGAAGUGUGAAAUGGAAUCUAAUUCUACCGUGGAGAUGAUGUACAUAACAGAAGAUGACGUAAUACAAAAUCAAAGCGCACUGGGCAAAUAUAACACAAGCAUGGCUCUUUUUGAAACCGAUUCAUUUGAACAGCCUAUACUGGAGUCACCGUAUUAUGUGGAUUUGAACCAAACACUUUUUGUGCAAGUCAGUCUGCGUACCUCAGAUCCAAAUUUGGUGGUGUUUCUGGACACCUGCAGUGCCUCUCCCACGCCUGACUUCGCAUCUCCAACCUAUGACCUAAUCAAGAGGGGAUGUAGUCAAGAUGAGACUUGUAAGGUGUAUCCCUUAUCUGGACACUAUGGAAGAUUCCAAUUUAAUGCCUUUAAAUUCUUGAGACGUCUGGGCUCCGUAUAUCUGCAGUGUAAGAUCUUGAUAUGUGAUCAUAGUGACCAUCAGUCUCGCUGCAACCAGGGCUGUGUCUCUCGAAGGAAACGAGACAUUUCUUCAUACAAAUGGAAGACUGAUUCUGUCAUAGGACCUAUUCGUCUGAAAAGGGAUCGAAGUGCAAGUGGAAAUCCAGGAUUUCAGGAUCAAAUACACAGAGAAGAAACUCAGAAUCAACCUUCCGACAGUCUGCAUCUGUUUUCAUUCAUGGUCCUUGCUCUGAAUGUCGUGAUUGUGGUGGCGAUCAUAGCGAGGCAUUUUGUGAAUCAGAGAACAGACUACGAAUACCAAAAGCUUCAGAAUAUGAACUAACCAGUUCAGCCUUCAGACACAUUUCUCCCAAAUGCCAAAGGAAAUGCUGCUUCAUGGCUACACAUUAUGAAUAAAUUGGGGAUAACCCCAUAAAAAUGACACACAUGUCCUGCUGUCACCAUGUUCAGAGUGUGCUGUCUUGCAGGGGUGAUUGAAAUGAACAAACAUUAUGUCCAUGCUAAAGAACUGAAGCCACCAACAUAUUAAAUGAAUUAGAAAUGUCCUUUGUGCGUGAAACAUUCUCAGU